AUGGCAGAAACGUUGGAGAACAUGUAUAGACUCAGAAGGAGCAUAUUUUGAAGGAGAUUGAAUAUAAAUAUCUUUAUCUAAUAAAUAUGUAUAUUUUUUAUUAACAGUCUUGNAAAACUGCUCUCAGAUGAGCAAAAAGAAAACCGAAAACAGAUCGCCACUGAUUUGCUAGAGUAUUCCGAAUCUGAUGAAUUUUUUUUAAAAUCAAUUAUAACUGGUGACGAGACUUGGGUAUAUGGCUACAAUCCAGAAACAAAGGUACAAUCUUCCUAAUUUACCACGACCCAAAAAAACUCGUCAAGUUCGGAGUCAAGUGAAGGUUAUGUUGACUGUUUUUUCGACUACCAAGGUGUUGUUCAUCAUGAGUAUGCUCCAAAAGGACAGACCAUAACAAAGGAGUACUACAUUGAUGUUCUUCGUCGUUUACGAGAUGCUGUACGAAGAAAAGGACCUGAGUUUAAAGAGUCUGGUAGUUGGAAAUUGCAUCACGAUAAUGCACCAGCCCAUUCAGCCCAUAUUGUGCAGCAGUUUUUGGCCAAACAUGAUAUCCCAGUUGUUUCUCAACCCCCCUAUUCACCAGACCUAGCUCCAUGUGAUUUUUUUUUCUUCCCAAAGAUAAAAAUAGCACUUAAAGGUAAACGUUUUCAUGAUGUAGAUGAAAUAAAACAAAAUGCGACGGAGCAGCUGCGAGGAGUUUCUAAAAAUGACUUCCAGAGGUGUUUUCAAAAAUGGCAGGAACGUUGGAGAACAUGUAUAGACUCAGAAGGAGCAUAUUUUGAAGGAGAUUGA
Messenger RNA from Cinara cedri, 789 nucleotides. The record is from the annotation of a GenBank genome assembly. NCBI's taxonomy places the organism in Eukaryota, Metazoa, Arthropoda, Insecta, Hemiptera, Aphididae.